AGAUUCCAGGGGAAAUAUUACCGUGAUAUGAUCACAAAAAACGUCCUCGCCUGUUUCCUGGUGAGAUCUAUGGGCAUCAAGGCGAUGUCAGACCAUUGUUUUGACCUUCGCCCACUUUUAUAAAAGCCUUGUGUUAUUAGGCUAUAGAGCCUUACCUCAAUCCAUCAUAUUAUUUUUAUAAUAUUUUAAUUUUAAUGAAAGUUCUCUUAUUUUAACUCCGUCAUAAGCCUAUAUAGUCAGAUUUUUAAUCGUAAUUAUGAUAUACUUUCUUCUGAAAAAGACGCAGCAUUAAUGUUUUAAACAACCUACAGUUUGUAGAGGUAUUGGACCUGGAAUGGGUGUAUGAAAAAAGGGUCGAAAGUGCCCCAUAUGGGGUCUCCACCUCUGCUUUACGCACAGCAAUUUCGAUGGUGCACCCGCCGUUUCUGUCCGGCCGCCGAAUGUAUGAGCUCAAGGGGUUCUCACAGACUCGGUGGCGCCAGGUCUUCACACAUUCACAGGAAAUGUAAAGACUUCAAUAACGAGCCAUUAGCCCUAAUCAUUGGAAUCGAUUGGGUGUUAACGUCCCUUUGCAAAUGCAAAUGAGUGUGAGGGCCCGGCCUACAAAUACCCGCUCCUCGGUCCCCACAGGCACAACACGCCACGGUGUCUUCUGUGUGGAGCUUUAUUCCCCGAGUUACACAGUCUACAAACUCUCUGCAAGUAUGGUCAAACACUUCUCCGUCGACUGGAUGGCCCAGAGCAGCACUCCUUCAAAGCGAAUUGACGAGCACAAGGAUUUAACGUCCCCUGUGAUACCUCACGUCCGCUGCAUGGUGCAGCCUCGCCAACCGUCAUCCUAUGGCAAGGAUUAUCUCCAACCCAAACCUAAGUCCUUAAAAACGGCUGAGCGCGCGGAUCCCAACGAUGAUAUCAGCUUGGCUUCACCUGCACGGUCCACAAGCUGUGUUUCACCAAUUUCUGAAAUCAGCGGCUACUCUUCUGGUUACGAGAGCGAGGCCGGCCUGUCAGAGUGUCCCUCUGUGGAGGAGAGCAGCGAGGCCGACCGGGACGGGGCCCUGCAGCGGCGCCUCCGCACCAAGUUCACCCCCGAACAGAUCAACAAACUGGAGAAGAUAUUCAACAAGCACAAAUACCUGGAUGCAGGGGAACGACUAAAGACUGCACAGAAACUUAACCUCUCCGAAACUCAGAUUCGAACCUGGUUCCAGAACAGGAGAAUGAAGCUGAAGCGAGAGGUGCAGGAGGACAUGCGCGCGGAGUACUUUGCGCCUGCGCUGUCGCCCCUGAUACAGUGCCACGACUUCGCCGGACAGCGCUUUCAAUAUCCCCAUCACGCCGGUCUGGCGAUGUACCCCUCGAUGGGCCAACAGCUCCAGGCUCUGACCCCACAGCCCAUCAUCUCUUACCAAGUGCCCUAUCAUAUGGCGGCCACCAACCCACGGUUCUACUAGAACCCGAACUGUGAAUUUAUUAUUCGACGGAAACACUUAGGCUAGGAUACAGGAAUAUAUGUGCAAUGUGAACGUCUUCUUUAUUUUUAUUAUGUCAUUUCAUGUACAGUUGUAAAAUUAUAUAAGCCCAUCUCGAGUAGGCCUACAUGCCCUAAAGAAAUAUAUUUAUAUUUAAAUAAAAAACAUUUUAUUGCAAAAA
This is a messenger RNA of Gadus morhua (Atlantic cod), 1653 nucleotides long. It is a transcript of the gene vox, whose product is annotated as ventral homeobox. The record is from RefSeq and is a predicted model, not a curated record. The coding region runs from base 576 to 1454 and encodes 292 amino acids. NCBI's taxonomy places the organism in Eukaryota, Metazoa, Chordata, Actinopteri, Gadiformes, Gadidae. Gene Ontology annotation, molecular function: DNA binding. The transcript is spliced from 3 exons.